AUGAGUUUAAUGGAGCUCAACCAAACUGAUCCCUGUUUACAGUUUUCCUGUCCAGAGAGAUCCGUGUCUCCUGUUUAUGUGCUGCUCUGUGUGUGUGCUGCUGCUGCUGUUCUGCUGACAGUGUGUGGAAACCUGCUCAUCAUCAUCUCCGUCUGCCACUUCAAGCAGCUCCACACACCGACUAACAUGCUCAUCCUCUCUCUGGCUGCGUCGGACUUUCUGGUCGGAGUUUUUGUGAUGCCGUUCCACUUAAGUCGACUGACUGAAUCGUGCUGGAUUUUUGGACCAGCUAUCUGUGUGUUUUUUGUUUUAAUCUCCUUUUUUGUCACCAGCAUAUCGAUAUACAAUGUCGCUCUUAUUGCUGUUGACCGGUAUUUUGCCAUCUCUAACCCCUUUCUCUACGCUGAAAACAUAACCGCGGGCAAAGCUUGUGUUGUGAUUUUAUGCAACUGGUUUGUUUUACUGUCUUACAACUCAUCACUUCUGUACUUUAAUGGAAACGCCAUAGGUCUGAUACUGUGUCCAGACCAGUGCCUCGUGGUGUUAAACGAGGUUUGGUCUCUGGUUGAUCUUCUGGUUGUUUUUGUCCUUCCUUGUUCUGUGAUAAUCAUAUUUUAUCUUCUGAUUUUCAUCAUUGCCAAGAAGCAUGCCAGUGCUAUUAGGGAGCUUAACCUGCAGAGCAAUGCCCACGGCUCAAAGAACACGGCGGACUCCAUGAAGUCUGAGAGAAAAGCCGCCAAAGUCCUCAGCAUUUUAGUGGCUGUUUUUUUGGCUUGUUUAUUUCCGUACUUUGUUAAUACUUUAGUAAGUAAUGCAGUUGAAACGGCGUCAUUUCAUAAUUUGGUGAUCCUUCUAUAUCUGAACUCCACCAUCAACCCAGUGAUUUAUGCUUUGUUUUACCCGUGGUUUAGGAGGUGCACCAAAGUCAUUUUAACUCUUCGGAUAUUCAGAACUGAUUCAGCGCUCAUGAAAGUGCUCUGA
Messenger RNA from Pygocentrus nattereri (red-bellied piranha), 981 nucleotides. Its product is annotated as trace amine-associated receptor 13c-like. Bases 1 to 981 code for a protein of 326 amino acids. The record is from RefSeq and is a predicted model, not a curated record. Lineage: Eukaryota; Metazoa; Chordata; Actinopteri; Characiformes; Serrasalmidae. Gene Ontology annotation, biological process: G protein-coupled receptor signaling pathway. Gene Ontology annotation, cellular component: membrane. The transcript has a single exon. Gene Ontology annotation, molecular function: trace-amine receptor activity.